Messenger RNA from Helianthus annuus (common sunflower), 3478 nucleotides. RefSeq names its product probable LRR receptor-like serine/threonine-protein kinase At1g67720. The transcript has 14 exons. Gene Ontology annotation, molecular function: ATP binding; protein kinase activity; protein binding. Lineage: Eukaryota; Viridiplantae; Streptophyta; Magnoliopsida; Asterales; Asteraceae. The coding region runs from base 356 to 3124 and encodes 922 amino acids. The record is from RefSeq and is a predicted model, not a curated record. Gene Ontology annotation, biological process: protein phosphorylation.
GAGUAGGCGCCACAUGGUUUCAUGUUGGGAGCCCCUCACUCAGUGGCCAUUAAAGUGACCUUCUUUCCCUGCAUUCCACUUUUUUUCAUCACCAUCACCCAAAACUAACCCCUCUCAUCUCACAUCUUCAAGGAAUAAACACAAGAUCAUCAAUCUUUUUCAUGCUAAUUAGACAAAAACAACCCUUUAAGUUCUUCAUUUAGUUUCUCAAACACCACUAUAUUUUUCAAUUUUCAUCCAUUGGGUUAUAAAUUAUAAUAAUGCAGUCACCCUCUUCUUCUUUUAACUUCUUUUAAUCUUCUCUUAGACUUAUUGUUUGCUUUUUUUGGGGGGGCAAAGAUAGUGAAGAAGCCAUAUGGAGACUGAUCUUUUCUUCUUCUUGUUACUCUUGUUCUUUGUUCUUGUUCUCAGUUUUGACCUUACCACUGCUCAGAUUCCAGGUUUUAUAAGUUUUGACUGUGGUGGUCAAAGCAAUUUUACAGACAAUCUCGGCCUUGACUGGACUCCCGAUAGUCAAAUCAUUUACGGGAUCACAACUAACAUCUCAGUCACAAACGAAACAAGACAACAAUAUCAAACCGUCAGAUAUUUUCCAGCAGAUAACAGAAAAUAUUGUUACACACUUGACGUUAAAAGCAGGACUAGGUACCUCAUUAGAGCAACAUUCUUGUACGGCAAUUUCGAUAACAAUAACGUGUACCCGAAGUUCGACAUUUCCAUGGGACCCACUCGUUGGGCUACGAUCGUCAUUUCCGACGCUAACGUUAUCGAGUCUCAAGAACUAAUCUUUUUGGCUUCUGAACCGACUGUGAGUGUCUGUUUAUCGAAUGCUACAACCGGGCAGCCGUUUAUUUCUACGCUCGAGCUCCGGCCGUUUAACGGGUCGAUUUACCUUACACCGUUUGAAAACCAGUUCUUUCUUGGUGUGUCUGCAAGAAUCAACUUCGGUGCGGAAAACGAAGAUCCGAUCAGGUACCCGGAUGACCCGUUUGAUAGAAUAUGGGAAUCGGAUUUGGUAAAAAAAGCGAAUUAUCUUGUCGACGUGGCUGCGGGAACCGAUAGAAUAUCGACAAAUUUACCAAUCGAUACCCGAAAAGACGAGCAGCCACCGGAGAAAGUUAUGCAGACAGCUGUCGUGGGAAGAAACGGAACGUUGACUUAUCGCAUGAAUUUGGACGGGUUUCCGGGAUACGGUUGGGCGUAUACUUACUUCGCUGAAAUCGAAGAUUUGGAUCCCACCGAGACUAGAAAGUUCCGGUUGGUUCUUCCCGGAGCACCGGAACUCACUAAAGCGGUUGUUAAUAUCCAAGAAAACGCUCAGGGGACGCACCGUUUGUACGAGCCAGGAUUUGAAAACAUAUCGCUUCCAUUUGUUUUGUCUUUUAAGUUUGGGAAAACGUAUGAUUCUACUCAAGGGCCUCUUGUUAAUGCAAUUGAGAUUAGUAGAUAUUUGAAAAUAAGUGACGGGUCUUUCGAUGGAGCGGUGGCUGCGAGUUUAGUAUCGGGUUACAUGUCGUUGGAUUGGGCUCAAGAAGGUGGUGAUCCGUGUUUGCCGGUUGCGUGGUCGUGGGUGGAGUGUAGUUCCGACAGUGAACCGAAGAUUAUCUCAGUAAAAUUGUCUGGCAAGAACUUGACCGGAAGCAUUCCUUCGGAAUUGACCAAGUUGACCAGCUUAGAACAGUUGUGGCUUGAUGGGAAUGCACUCACGGGUCCGAUUCCUGAUUUUACCGGAUGCCCAAAUUUAAAGAUCAUACAUCUGGAGAACAAUCAGCUGAGUGGCGACUUGCCGUCCUCAUUAGCUGACCUGCCUAACUUAAGUCAACUGUAUGUACAAAAUAACUUGUUAACCGGAGAAGUCUCGUCCGGUCUUCUGAACAAGAAUAUAGUGUUAAACUACACGGGAAAUGCCGGUCUUAACAAAGGAAGUAACGGAGGGAGACGGAAUAGAAACAUAAUUAUUGGCGUCGUGAUCGGGGCUUCUGCCCUUUUCUUAGGGUUCUUAACUUCGUGUCUACUCCUUCGCAAACGAAAGAAAUAUUCCAAAACAGAGCCCAAACGCGGCAUGCCUGUUACGACCAAUGCAGCAACGGAAGCUGCUCAAAGCUUCACAUUAUCUGAACUACGAAACGCCACAAAGAAUUUCGAAAACAAAGUUGGCUCGGGAGGAUACGGCACCGUUUAUUACGGAAAAUUAAAUGACGGAAGGGAAAUUGCCGUCAAAAUACUUGAAAAUAAUAAUGUUUAUCAGGGCAAGAAAGAGUUUGCAAAUGAGGUGAGCCUUCUUUCGCGAAUCCAUCAUAGAAACCUAGUACAGUUUCUAGGCUUUUGCCAAGAAGAAGGGAAGGAUAUUCUUGUUUACGAGUUCAUGCAUAAUGGAACACUCAAAGAACAUCUAUACGGACCUUUGGCUAGGGAACGAGGGAUUAAAUGGCUCAAGCGACUCGAGAUUGCCGAAGAGUCUGCCAAAGGGAUUGAGUACCUUCAUACUGGUUGUGUCCCUUCCAUCAUUCAUAGAGACUUGAAAACAAGCAACAUUCUUCUUGAUAAGAACAUGAGGGCUAAAGUAUCCGAUUUUGGCCUCUCGAAGCUUGCAAUUGAUGGGACUUCACAUGUAUCAAGCAUCGUUCGUGGCACCGUUGGCUAUCUUGAUCCUGAGUACUAUAUUUCAAACCGAUUAACAGACAAAACCGAUAUCUAUAGUUUUGGGGUCAUCCUUCUCGAACUAAUCUCGGGUCAAGAAGCGAUUUCAAACGUAAACUUUGGUAUAAAUUGCCGUAACAUCGUUCAAUGGGCGAAGAUGCAUAUAGAGAAUGGGGACAUUCAAGGAAUCAUUGAUCCAGCGCUCGGUAAUGAAUACGACAUCCAAUCAAUGUGGAAGAUAGCCGAAAAAGCUUUGAUGUGUGUGCAACCGCACGGGAACAUGAGACCUUCGAUGUCUGAAGUUAUUAAGGAAAUACAAGACGCGAUCUUGAUAGAAAAGGGAGUGGAAACGGCUGCUGCACGAGAACGCAGUUCUGGUGAAGUAUCAAGGCAUUCCAUUUUGAACAUGGGAUCGCUUGAUCUAAUGGCUAACGGUCAAGAUUUGUCGAUUGAUGAGUCGUUUACUCGACCUGGUGCACGUUAAGAAUCGGUUUCGUUACACAUCUUUAAUUGUCAGAUGUUUAAAAAUAUAACUUUUCAAAAAACAAAAAAGAAGUUGUGAGGUUUUUGGAAGGUUGGGUUUAGAGUAGUAGUUAGGAUGAUGGUUUGGUGUUAUUUUCUUUUUUAGUUUUUUUUUUUUAUUAUUAUUAUUUUGGGGGGCAUUUGGAGGUGAUUUUUGGAUCAUUUUGUAAGUUUUUUUAGUUGUAAGGGGUUGGGUGUAGAUUUGGUGUUUCUGUGGGCCAAUAGUUGCAAAUUUAUUUGUAGUGAUGCUUGUAUUCAAAUUUAUUUAUUUAUUGUGUAGCAAUUAUCAUUAGGUAAGUGUUUUUUUUUUUUUUUC